AUGAGUGAUACAAAUUCCAACGCCAAUGAGCCUACGCAAACAAUCAUCAAGCAAGAGGAAAUGCCAGAUGUCAACACAUUAAGUUCGGCAUCAAGUCAUGAUUUACCAGUGAUUAAUAAGCAAGAAACCGAAGCAUCCGAUGCCUUAUCGUCCUUCAAUAAUAUUUUACUUGAUCAAGAAGCACAUGAUGUCUUGCUUGGCUUGACACAACUAACUAAUCAUGAUGAUGAGUCGAAUCAAGACGAAUCAAAGGAAAGUGCAACAAGAACAACUUCAACAUCAACAACAAGUAUUUCUAAUGGAAAAAAUUUAACUUACUGCUCAGUUUGUAGGAGAAGUAGCGAGCAAGUCAACUUCCACAAAAAUUACACAAUCAACACUAAUAAUUACAAAAAUUAUUGUGGAACUUUCCCUCACUUUGCCGAUCAAAUUCCAAAACCUAAAGAAGGUGAAUCUCAUGUUGUGUGUUCUACAUGUUAUAAUAAGCAGUGGAGAUUUGCUAAUGGAAAGUACGAUCCACAUAAGGAUCGUGCUUUCAAUAAGAGAGAAGGGCUUCAGAGGACACCAAAAGCACCUAAAGGAUCAAAGCAAAAGGCAGCUGCUUCCACUAGUUCAGAAAAUUCAGAUCUCCUCAACACUAGUACUAACACCACUGAUUCCAAUACUGAGGGAAAUAAGAGAAAGAUCGAUGAAGAGGAAGGAGGUGAAAAUCUCUUCGUCCCAAUUGAAUCUCCAAAUAAGAGAGUGAAGAGGGCUUCCAAAGCUAAGAAAGGUCAAUCACCAACUCAACAAUACGAAUCUAAAUUUGUCAUUGAAUCAACAACACCACCUGUAGUUGUUGCUUCUACAUCAUCAAAUAAUGCAGUUCCAAUUAGAUGUUCAUUUGGAAUUGCUUCAGCAUCUCCAGCAGCAAGUUUUGCCAAGAAGGAGGAAAUUACUUUCCUCAUUAGUUAUAUGAAACGUUUUAAUGGAAUAUUGGAGGAUAUUUACACAACUAAGAUUGCUACACAUCAUUGUCCAGAAACUGUUGAACAACUCAGAGAUUUAGUCAUGGAAAGAUUAUCUCAAAAGAAGGGAGAUGUAUUCAUUUUCGAUCGUGCUUGUUGUAACUCUGUCGAUCGUUUCAACAAUCCAAUCAAGAUUGAAAUUGAUGAAUUCUUCUUUAAAGAUGUAAAGCUAGCUAAUAAUGAUUCAUUAUGGAUCUAUGUAAAUGAUAAGCAAUAA
Naegleria gruberi is the source of this 1224-nucleotide messenger RNA. RefSeq lists its product as uncharacterized. The record is from RefSeq and is a predicted model, not a curated record. The transcript has 3 exons. NCBI's taxonomy places the organism in Eukaryota, Heterolobosea, Eutetramitea, Acrasida, Naegleriidae. The coding region runs from base 1 to 1224 and encodes 407 amino acids.